AUGUCAACCAUCCAACCCAUUUCUACUACCACUAGCGCCACUGCUUCCAAUACUCCUCGGCAACCCACCUCCACUUCUACGGGUCCCUCCACCUCCACCUCCACCGCAAGAUCUGUCCAGCGUGAAUGGACCGAGCUGGAGCUGGAGGUUGCACAUAUCCUAACCCAGCUUUGGGAAAUGAUGCAGACCAGGGAGGAAGCGCUGAGCCCCAUGACGGUCUCAGCCUCCAGCGAAACGGUUCUCAAUGAGGCCGUCGAAGGAAUGUCUGGCUCCGAUUCAGACAUUGACGACUCUGACGAUCCAGAGGAGCCACUCACGCCAGUCCAGGAAGGCUCCUCUGCUUUUCCUCCUGACCUGGUGGCACCCAUCCAGGCUAGGUCCGUGGAGUCCUGGAGACAGGAGCCCCUGGAAGGUCAAUACCUCGAUUUGGGCUUGGAGGAGGGAGUCUACGAGGCACCGCCAGCAAUUCCUGGCAAGGUACCGUUCCCGGAGGACAAAGUUCCUGCGAACGGAAGGACCCCUCCAUGGGUCUACCUCUGCUAUUCGGUCCUCGCUAGAGUGCCAGGGGGGAAGAUGACAUUGGACUCCCUCUUCGAAACUUGCUUGGAGUGGUGCCCUGCGCGCCUCAAUCCCGAUGUUUCGGACCCCAGGGACACGGCCAAACGCUCGGCAAGCCGAAGCCUAAGCACAAACGACCGGUUUUUCUUUUCGGAGAACAAAGAGUGCUGGCGGCUUAGGGACGUGGGCGAAGUGGUCGUCAAGUUUUCGGGGCCCGCUAGGAUGAUCAAGGUUGAGCGGGGCGAAUCAAGCAGGCGUUCUACAACCAGUUCCUCUUCAGGAUCCUUGGGCCCAUCAACCUCAACACAGGCAAGCUGUCCUACAGGAUCUUGGUGGACGGCCAUUAAUUCCCGUUCCAACUUGAGACGGGAUAGUAGGGAUAUGCCCAAUAACUGUAGAGAUAAUGGGAGUGCUGUCUCCGAGAAAGGCAAGAGGAAACUGGCCUCAAAUUCAACGGAGGUCGAUACUCCUAGUCUGGUUAACGGUCGACGGCGGCUUCCCGAUGGGCGUCCUGACACACCAAGCACCAUGUUGUCUAGCGAGGUCAUGCGAGAUGGACAAAAUGGUGACAGCCCGCCGCCUAAGAAGCGGAAGUCGUCGUCCACGACGCACAGUCAACCCAGGUGA
This is a messenger RNA of Venustampulla echinocandica, 1185 nucleotides long. RefSeq lists its product as uncharacterized. The transcript has a single exon. The record is from RefSeq and is a predicted model, not a curated record. Bases 1 to 1185 code for a protein of 394 amino acids. Lineage: Eukaryota; Fungi; Ascomycota; Leotiomycetes; Helotiales; Pleuroascaceae.